Cololabis saira (Pacific saury) is the source of this 6954-nucleotide messenger RNA. RefSeq names its product cubilin-like. Lineage: Eukaryota; Metazoa; Chordata; Actinopteri; Beloniformes; Belonidae. Gene Ontology annotation, molecular function: calcium ion binding. The record is from RefSeq and is a predicted model, not a curated record.
CUUGGUUCCUCGAUGGCGCUGACGCCGCGGCUCUCAUGGCUCUUCUUCCUCCUGGUCCUGGUUCUGGACCCUGGAGAACCGUCCGGGGAACCGUCCGGAGAACCGUCCGGGGAACCGUCCGGGGAACCGUCCGGAGAACCGUCCGGGGAACCGUCCGGAGAACCGUCCGGGGAACCGUCCUACAACGCCGGGCUGACGCAGGCCCGGGUUCUGUCCGACAACGGCCACCUGGUCUUCAGCACCGGAGACCAGAAAGAGAUCCGGUUCCAGACCUCGGCAUCGGGCCGGGUCAAGGUGGGAGACGAAGACCUGACGGAGCUGUUGAGCCAGAUCAAAACCAACAAAGAUGAAAUCGCUGACAUCAAAGCUCACGGGGGAACGAUUCCUCCGGAAGUUUCCAACAGACUCAACCAGCUGGACACCAAGGUGUCUACUCUGGAGAACAAAGUGAACGUUCUGGAACAGACGGUCCAGCGUUCGUCCUGCAGCAGUAAUCCCUGCAGGAACGGAGGAACCUGCCUGAACCUGCUCAACUCCUACCACUGUGUUUGUCCUGGAAACUGGGGGGGCCCCAACUGCGCCACGGACGUGAACGAGUGCCAGAUUUACGCCGGAUCAGUGCAGGGUUGUCAGAACGGAGCGACGUGCAACAACAAUCCUGGAUCGUUCACGUGCACCUGUUCUCCGGAGUGGUCCGGGAACCUCUGCACCAUCCGCUACGACGACUGCAAGACGGCGGGAACCGACCUCUGUGUUCACGGCUUAUGCAUCGAUGCCGACCGGGUCGUAGCUGGACAGCCGGCGUUCCGCUGCGUCUGUGAGAACGGCUGGGAGUCUCCGGCUGGAAACCCGGCCUGCGUGGCCGACGUGGACGAGUGCAGCCUUCCCAGCAUCCCUUGCUCCUCCAACCCGCCGGUGGCCUGCUACAACACGCCCGGGAGCUACUACUGCGGGGCCUGCCCUGCUGGUUGGCAUGGCAACGGCUACAGCUGCCAGGAUGUGGACGAGUGUCUCACCAACAACGGCGGCUGCUCCACUGCACCGAUGGUUCGAUGCCUGAACACCAUGGGCUCCUUCCACUGCGGGUCCUGCCCUCCAGGUUACGAGGGAGACGGGAGGACGUGCACACAGGCCGACAUCUGCUCCUCCAACAACGGCGGCUGCCACCCGCUAGCUACCUGCUCCUCCAGCGCAGGUUCCCUGCUUCCCUCCUGUACUUGUCCCCCCGGAUUCACCGGUAACGGCUUCGGUUCCUCCGGCUGCUCCGAGAUCAGCAGCAUCUGCCAGACCAGCAACCCCUGCAUUCAUGGGGAGUGCGUGGCCACCGCGGCGGCGCCGGGCUACCGCUGCGACUGCAGCCCCGGCUGGCAGGGCCUGCACUGCGACCAGGACGUGGACGAGUGCAGCAGCAACCCCUGCAUGAACGGGGGCACCUGCACCGACGGACUGGACCGCUUCACCUGCACCUGCACCCCCCAGUGGACCGGGACCACCUGCCAGACCCCCCAGCAAGCGUGCGGGGGGGACCUCAGCGGCCCCGCCGGGUCCUUCAGUUACCCCAACACUCCGGGACACGACGAGUACGACCACCUGGUCAGCUGUUCCUGGGUGAUCCGCACCGACCCGGACAAGAUUCUGUCCAUCACGUUCCCGUUCUUCCACCUGGAGACCAGCACCAACUGCAACUUCGACUUCCUGCAGAUCCACGACGGCGACGGCCCGUCGGGACACGUGAUUGGUCGAUUCUGUGGUCAGGACAACCCGCCGGAGCUGCACAGCUCCCACAAUUCCCUGUUCUUCUGGUUCCGCUCCGACCAUUCGGUUAGCGCCGGCGGAUUCACGGUGACCUGGCAGAGUCAGGACCCGGUGUGCGGAGGGGAGCUAACUGCCCCCUACGGCAGCAUCACCUCCCCUGGUUACCCCGGCAACUACCCCCCCGGCCGGGACUGCUACUGGAUGCUAACGGUGGAUCCUGGACUCCUCAUCACCUUCGCCUUCGGGACGCUGAGUCUGGAACACCAUCCGGACUGCAACUUUGAUUUCCUGGAGAUCCGGGACGGUUUCCUGCCCAUCGACCCGGUUCUGGGGAAGUACUGCAGUACCGGAUCACCGGCGCCGUUGCAGACGACCGGACCGUCGGCCUGGAUCCACUUCCACUCCGACGCUAGCGUAUCCGACCGAGGCUUCCACAUCACCUACACCACAUCUCCGAGCGACCCCGGCUGCGGCGGCACCUUCACCGACAGCGACGGCGUCAUCAUCUCGCCCAACUGGCCCAACAACUACGCCCACAACCGCCAGGGCGUCUACGUGAUCCGGCUGCCGCCCGGCGGGCAGGUUUCCCUCAACUUCACCCACAUGGACCUGGAGAGCCACAGCGGCUGCAUGUUCGACUACGUGGAGGUGCGGGACGGCGGCGUGGAGACCGACCCUCUGAUCGGGAAGUUCUGCGGCAGCUCCCUCCCAGCUCCCGUCAUGUCGUCCUCCAACUUCCUCUGGAUCCGAUUCAAGUCUGACAGUUCCGUCAGUCGGGCCGGAUUCAGGGCUGUGUACACCGUCGGCUGCGGGGGCCUCCUGACCGGUCGGGGCCGGUUCCGGUCCCCCUUCUACCCGGACCCGUACCCCCACAACAAGGCCUGUGAUUGGACGGUCACGCAGCCGCCGGGCUACGUGGUCACGCUCAACUUCCUGUCCUUCCAGGUGGAGGGCGGAUCCUGCCGCUACGACUCCGUCGAGGUCCGGGACGGUCCCUCGUCCAGUUCCCCCCUGCUGGGAACCUUCUGCGGUUCCGUGGUUCCUCCCAGACUCCAGUCCUCCCAGAGGUCCAUGUUCGUCCGCUUCAGGACCGACUCGUCCGUCAGCAACCGCGGGUUCGAGGCCGAGUACGGCUCCGCCAUCGAGGGUUGCGGCGACACCCUAACCAGUCCCACCGGAACCGUCACCAGCCCCGGACACCCCAACAACUAUCCCCAUGGCGCUAACUGCACCUGGUUCAUUAGCGUAGCGCCCGGCUACCUGAUCCGGCUAACGUUCGACUCCUUCAACCUGGAGUACCACGCUAGCUGUAGCUACGACUACCUGGAGGUUUACGACAACGGAACGGUGACGACCGGGAACAAGAUCGGCAGGUACUGCGGGCGGUCCGUCCCUCCGUCCAUCACCAGCUCCGACAGCCAGAUGUCUCUGCUGUUCGUGUCCGACACCGGUUUAAGUACCGAAGGGUUUUCAGCCCGAUACGUGUCAAUCAACGCCGCUACCGAUUGCGGCGAGACGUUCACGUCGCCCACCGGCUCCUUCAGCUCGCCCAACUUCCCCAAUUACUACCCGAACAGCCGCGACUGCGUCUUCAAGAUCAUCGUGGAGCUCAACAUGCAGAUCAGUCUGAACGUCAGCAGCUUCGACCUGGAGGGAAGUCCUCCGUCCUGCAGCCGCGACUUCCUGGAGAUCAGGGACGGCGGCUACGAGACGUCUCCCCUGAUCGGGAAGUUCUGCUCCAAUCAGGGCCCUCCGGUCCUGGUCUCCCAUAGCAACCGGUUGUGGGUUCGAUUCCGCUCCGACGGCUACGUGGCGCGUCGGGGAUUCCUGGCCCACUGGGACGGAACGCAGACCGGAUGUGGAGGGACGUUGACGUCGUCGUCCGGCGGCCUCUCGUCCCCCAACUACCCGUUACCGUAUCACGCCAACGCCGAGUGUUACUGGACCAUCCGGACCAAUCAGGGCAGCCGGCUGAGACUCUCCUUCUCCCACUUCCACCUGGAGAGCAGCUCGUCCUGCUCCUACGACUACCUGGCCGUGUAUGACGGGAACAGCAGCAGCUCCGCUGAGCUAGCUAAGCUGUGCGGCAGCCAAGUUCCCGCCGCCAUCAACUCCUCCGGACACCAGCUGUUCGUCAAGCUGAGGACGGACAGCAGCGUCGGAGCCGGAGGAUUCCUGGCCUCGUAUACCACACAAUGCCGCGGGGUGCUGAUCUCCGGCCGCCACAGCGGCGCCCUGGAGUCGCUGAACUUCCCCAACAACUACCCGAGCAACUCGCUGUGCAGCUGGACCAUGCAGGCUAGCGCCGGCAACACCGUCAACUACACCUUCACCAGCUUCAGCAUGGAGGGAACAACGGGCCGGUGCUACUACGACUACGUCAAGCUCUACGACGGCGCUAACGAGCAGGCUCCCCUGAUUGGCUCGUUCUGCGGGAACGCCCCGCCCCCGGCUAACGGCACCACAGGCUCCGCCCUCACCGUGGUGUUCCGGUCCGACUCGUCCGUGUCCAUGUCCGGGUUCCAGAUGCUCUGGUUCCAGAACGGUUGCGGCGGGGACCUGUCCGGGCCCGGCGGGUCCUUCCACAGUCCCGGUUACCCCAGCCGGUACCCGGAGAACACGGAGUGUAUCUGGUACGUCAGCACCGAGGCCGGCAGCAGCAUCACCCUAACCAUCCACCAGUUCGACGUGGAGUUCCACCCGGACUGCAACUACGACGUCCUGGAGGUCUUCGGGGGUCCGGACCUCCUCGCCCCCCGGCUGGUCCAGCUCUGCUCCACCACCUCCUCCCCCAUGCAGAUCUCCAGCACCGGGAACCUGCUGACGGUGCGGUUCCGGUCCGACGCCUACGUCAGCGGCGGAGGGUUCAACGCUAGCUGGACCCAAGUCCAGGGAGGCUGCGGCGGCCCGAUCACGGCUCCGUCCGGCGAGUUCCACUCGCCCUCGUACCCGAGCAGCUACCCCAGCAACGUGGACUGUUCCUGGGUCGUUAGCGUCGACCACAACCACCGCGUCCUGCUCAACUUCACCGACCUGGACAUCGAGAGCCACAGCAGCUGCUCCUGGGACUACGUAGCUGUCCACGACGGUCCCUCCAUCUUGUUUCCUCUCCUCUCUAAAGUCUGCGGCUCCUUUUCUCCUCCGAUCGUCUCAACCCAGAACAUGGUUUACGUCCGGUUCCGGUCCGACUCCAGCCGGAACCACCGCGGCUUCAGCGCCAGGUUUUCCGAGGUUUGCGGUUCUUCCAUCACGACGGACGAUAACGGCGGCGCCAUCGCGUCGCCGCGCUACCCGGCUAACUACCCGUCCAACCUGAACUGCAGCUGGAUCAUCCGAGCGCAGGAACCAUUCAACCAUGUGACCUUGUCGUUCACCGACAUCGACAUGGAGAAGGUGAACUCCGACUGUUCCCACGACGCGGUGGAGAUUCUGGACGGAGACAACUACGACGCCCCGGCUAUUGGACGCUACUGCGGCUCCGAACUUCCUGUCCCGGUGACGUCGUUCAGCAACGCUCUGGUGGUCAACUUCCUGUCCGACCAAUCGGUGUCCGGGAAGGGAUUCAGGGCCACGUACACGGCCUCCACCUCCAGUUGCGGGGGGGACAUGCUGAUGCAGACCGGAGCCUUCAACAGCCCCAACUUCCCCGACUCGUACCCGCCCAACGUGGAGUGUGUUUGGACCAUCAGGAGCUCGCCGGGAAACCGCCUACAGAUGUCCUUCAUCUUCUUCCAGCUCCAGGGAGGAUCUGGUUGCCAGAACGACUACCUGGAGGUCAGGGAAGGAAACUCCACGGGUCCGUUAGUCGGCCGGUUCUGCGACGCGUCUCUUCCGUCCAACUACACGUCUCUGCUCGGACACGUCCUGUGGGUGAAGUUCGUCUCCGACGCCUCGAUCAGUGGAGCCGGAUUCAGGGCCACGUUCUCCCACCUUUACGGCAUCGACGUGACGGGCGAGCGCGGCCAGAUCGCGUCGCCGCUUUACCCGAUGACGUACCCGAACAACGCCGACUAUCGCUGGACGGUGACGGUGGACGGAAACCGCUUCGUCCAGAUCCAGUUCCUGGACAUGGACAUCGAGGACCUGCACGCCUGCCGCUACGACAACCUGAAGAUCUUUGACGGCCCUGACGUCCACCACUUCCCCCUGGGAACCUUCUGCGGCCUGAGGCCGCCUCACCUCGUCCGGAGUUCUGGAAGCUCCGUAACGCUGCAGUUCCAGUCCGACUCCUUCAUGGGAGGUCGAGGAUUCCUGGUGGAGUGGAGCGCCGUGCAGGACUCUGGACCUCCACCCACCGUCCCGCCAGGAGCGUGUGGUGGACAGCUCGUAGCGGGCGACGCCCCCGGCCUCCUGUUCUCCCCCGGCUGGCCGGACAACUACCCGACCAAUCAGGAGUGUUCCUGGCUGAUCCGCUCCGACUCCAUCGUGGAGUUGAACCUCUUAUCUCUGGACAUGGAGGGAUCGUCGCCGUGUUUCUACGACAGUCUCGUCAUCAGGGACGGUCCCACCAGUCUCUCCCCGGUGCUAGCUAGCCUCUGCGGGCGGGAACCCCCUGGAACCCUCCACUCCACAGGAGACUCCAUGUACAUCCACUUCUCCUCAGACUCCUCCGUCAGCGGCCGAGGGUUCAACGCCUCCUACUCCAAAGGCUGCGGCGGCCUCCUCCACGUGGACCGUGGCGUCCUCACCAGCCCCCACCACCCCCAGAACUACCUGCCGGGUCUGAACUGCAGCUGGAGCGUCAUGGUGACGCCCGGAUCCCGGAUCUCCGUCAGCUUCCAGACCCCCUUCCAGAUCCAGGGCUACGGGACCCGGUGCAGCACCGGGGACUAUCUGGAGCUCAGGAACGGUCCGGAUGGGUCCGCCCCGCUCCUCGGGGACCGGAUCUGCGGUACCAGCCCCCCGUCCCUGGUCCAGACCUCCGACAACCACCUCUUCAUGCGUUUCCUGACGGACUCGUCCAACGAGGCGGCCGGUUUCAAGCUGACCUUCGAGGCCCACAGCCAGGGUUGUGGAGGUUUGGUCCACCUGAACCACAACGAUCCUCCCGGCUACAUCUCGUCCCCCAACUACCCCCAGAACUAUCCCCAGAACGUGGACUGUGUCUGGGUCGUCACGGCGCCCAACGGGGAGGCGGUGCAGGUGGACUUUGAGGGGGAGUUCUACAUAGAACCCACAUCCAGGUACAGUUCUACAUAG